AUGCCCCAGGCUCCCAUGGUACACGUAGGGAUUUCUUCUCGUUCUAAAAUGCCUAAGAAAAAGAUAGUUGGUACUAUUGAGACCGUUAUUACUGGCAUGAUAGAUGUUUUUCAUACUAGUUAUCACAACACUAAAAACGUCCCUAUUUCACCAAAGGACUUGGUAGUUAUAGAUGAAUGUGGUCUUUCUUCUCACAGAUUCUGGAUUUACUCUUUUCAUAUACUAGCUCCUUCAUUUUCUUUUUCCGGAUACCAAGAAGCAUCUAUUUUUCUUGAUAAUGUGACCUUACGUGUACCAAAAAAGAUUCAACAGUACUUGUUUCUCCCUUGUAGCCCUCCUAUUCAGUAUAUUCGUAUCCUUGACUCUACAUUUCCAGAUGACGCUAAAAACAAAAAAAUUUCAUCAUAUAGCCGUUACUUAGGGACUGCUACUGAUAUUCCCCAGAAUGGACUUUUUGUUAACCAUUUUCCGGACUUAAAGGUUGAUAGCGUUUCACAAACAACUAAUGCGAUUGAUGAAAAUAUUCCGGAGAUUGUUGACUCUUUAGAAAAGGACAACCACGAAAACACUGUUACAAAUGAGAUUGAUGGGGACAACUUUAACGAGGAUAGCAUGCCUGAAACUGAAGAAGAUGUUAUUUCAUCUAUCAUUGAAACACGAAGUAUUGGACACGACAUGCCAAUUUCCGACAAAACUGAUACAUCAGUUAAUGAUAAUGUUCACGGGAUGGAAAAAAUAUUACAUGAAAAAUCUGACAAUCAUAUAUCAAAAAUAUGUUUCGGAUUUAUAUAUUAUAUGACAAUCACAUAUCAAGCAUAUAUUAGAAAUAUGAUUAGAAAUUCAUAUGACAACCAUAUAUCAAACAUGUAUUAA
Messenger RNA from Rhizophagus irregularis DAOM 181602=DAOM 197198, 873 nucleotides. Lineage: Eukaryota; Fungi; Glomeromycota; Glomeromycetes; Glomerales; Glomeraceae. The record is from RefSeq and is a predicted model, not a curated record.